AUGAAUCGCAAUACUCUUUACGUGAACAAUUUGAACGAUAAAAUAAACAAAAAUGAUCUAAAAGUAUCUUUAUAUGUUUUGUUUUCUACAUAUGGAACUGUCGUGGAUAUCAUUGCGUUGAAGACACCAAAAAUGAGAGGUCAAGCGCAUAUUGUUUUCUAUGAUGCAUCUGCUGCAGCGAUUGCUAUGAAAGCUUUAAAAAAUACUCAGUUCUUUGGAAAGGAAAUGCGGAUCGACUAUGCGAAAACGCAAAGUAAAAUGGUUGAACGAAUUUACGGUUCAGAACCAAGAGGUUCACUGAAGCGUUCACGAGAAGAUGCCGAUGUUGAGAUUGAAGAUGCUGGAAUGUUGAAAAGGGCGUCUUAA
Schizosaccharomyces osmophilus is the source of this 366-nucleotide messenger RNA. It is a transcript of the gene msl1, whose product is annotated as U2 snRNP-associated protein Msl1. The coding region runs from base 1 to 366 and encodes 121 amino acids. The transcript has 2 exons. NCBI's taxonomy places the organism in Eukaryota, Fungi, Ascomycota, Schizosaccharomycetes, Schizosaccharomycetales, Schizosaccharomycetaceae. Gene Ontology annotation, molecular function: RNA binding. The record is from RefSeq and is a predicted model, not a curated record.